AAAAAAUGGGAGGGCGAACACUACGUAAGAUUUUAUAUAGUCGACAUUUCUAGAAUAUUUAUCGGUAACAAAUUGCUUUUAGACUCUUUCUUGCGUCGAAUGCUGUUCGAAAAGAUAGGAAAAGAUAAGUAAAAGCAAAACGUUAAUGUGUACAUCCGAGCGAAUUGUAAUCAUAGAUAUUACGCAAUUCGUCCAAUAGCUUGUCCGUACGCGUCGCCCUCAGCGAGUUGGUUGUUCAGGGGUUUCGUUGGAAGCAUAGGUUAAACGUUAAAGAAAUUGUGCAUCAAAUAUGAUAUUUGCUACGAAAAUAAUUUGCAAUUCUGCACUCAGGCACACUGCGAAGCAGCUAUCUUUAGUUGAGCAUCUUGUUAAACACGAAUUUUAUGGUCAGUUACGAGCAGGGGCAUAUUUACCAAGUCUGAUAACGCAAAGGUUUUAUAGCACGAAACAAGUGUUUAAUAGGAAUAAGCCCCAUUGUAACAUUGGUACAAUUGGACAUGUCGAUCAUGGAAAAACGACGCUUACAGCAGCUAUUACCAAAGUUCUUUCUCAAAUGGAACUCGCAAAAGCAAAAGAAUACUCUGAUAUUGAUAAUGCACCCGAAGAAAAAGCACGUGGUAUAACUAUUAAUAUCGCGCAUGUUGAAUAUCAGACAGAGAAACGUCAUUAUGGACAUACCGAUUGUCCAGGACAUGCGGAUUAUAUCAAAAACAUGAUUACUGGAACGUCACAGAUGGAUGGAGCUAUACUUGUUGUUGCUGCUACAGAUGGUACCAUGCCACAAACCAGAGAGCAUUUACUUCUUGCUAAGCAGAUUGGUGUCCAGAGCGUUGUUGUUUUCAUCAAUAAGGUUGACAUCGCAGACAAUGAAAUGGUCGAUUUAGUAGAAAUGGAAAUAAGAGAAUUGUUAACAGAAAUGGGUUAUGAUGGAAUAAACAUACCUGUUAUUAAAGGUAGUGCCCUUUGUGCGAUGGACGGUACUAAUCCAGAUAUAGGACGGAAUGCUAUAAUAAAAUUGUUAGAGGCUGUGGAUUCUUAUAUUCCAAACCCUGUCAGAGAAUUAGACAAACCUUUUGUCUUACCGAUAGAAAGUGUUUACUCUGUUACGGGUAGAGGGACGGUAGUUACUGGCAGAUUAGAACGUGGAAAAAUAAAGAAGGGCAUGGAAUGUGAGGUGGUUGGGUACAAUAAAAUAAUGAAGAGCACAAUAACAGGAAUAGAAAUGUUUCAUCAAACGUUAGAAGAAGCCGAGGCGGGAGACCAAAUGGGUGCUUUGCUUAGAGGUUUAAAAAGAGAUGACAUUAAAAGGGGUAUGAUAAUGUGUAAACCAGGAAGCUUGAAAGCCUACGAUCAUUUAGAAUGUCAAAUGUACAUGCUGACUCCUGCGGAAGGAGGUAGAACAAAACCUAUUUCUAAUCUCAUGCAGCUUCAAAUGUUUUCAAAGACGUGGGAUUGUGCAGUUCAGUUAAGUAUGGAAAUGAAGGACUUGAUCAUGCCUGGCGAAGACUCUAGUGUUACGUUAAAAUUGAUAAGACCAAUGGUGUGUGAAAAGGGCCAGCGAUUUACAUUAAGAUUUAGCUCGAUGUCUGUAGCAACUGGAGUAAUCACGAAUAUUUUGUCAAAUCUCAGCGAAGUCGAGCGAUUAGAACUUCUCGCAGGUAAAAAGAAACUGAAGAAAGUUGCGGCAAAAGCUUAAUUCAAAUUUUUUUCUGCAUUUAUCGUGUGUCAGUCAAUAAAACCAUGUAGAAUUAAAUUCAACAAAUAAACACACACAUAUAUAUGUAAAAUAUUCGACUCCGAAAUAUUACUUUCAGUUAUGUUGAAAAUUAAUAAAUUAAUCUAUAUGUAAUAAUAAUAUAAUAAUAUUUUGUAUACAAUUUUAAUUUUCUGUUUUUAAAAUGGUCGAUUUUUAUUAUCGAUAAAGCAUAAUUUCCUCAACAAAUAGAGAAUGCAAGUACUUUAAACGAUUUGAAAAUGUCUUAACUUUGAAAAAACAGUUCAACGAUGAUUUAUUGAAUCCAAUACAUCAACGGUACAAGUUGUUUUAAACAACAGAUGAGACACCGAUACGAAAUAUUUCGUUCUCCUCUUACUUCUGUUAUUUCUUAACCAUAGUUGUGCUAUGGUGUUUGUGUACACAUUACUUGGUGCAUUCAAUUGGCAAUAAAAUAAAGGAAUUAGGGGAAGGA
This is a messenger RNA of Bombus impatiens (common eastern bumble bee), 2189 nucleotides long. Its product is annotated as elongation factor Tu, mitochondrial. The coding region runs from base 290 to 1696 and encodes 468 amino acids. The record is from RefSeq and is a predicted model, not a curated record. The transcript is spliced from 6 exons. Lineage: Eukaryota; Metazoa; Arthropoda; Insecta; Hymenoptera; Apidae. Gene Ontology annotation, molecular function: GTP binding; translation elongation factor activity; GTPase activity. Gene Ontology annotation, biological process: mitochondrial translational elongation. Gene Ontology annotation, cellular component: mitochondrion.